UCAUAUUUCUUUGUGUAUUUCAUAUUUCUGACGACCUAUCCACAACUUUUUGUCAGUGGCCACUCCAGGUCUUAAGUAAUGUUACAUCUGAUUACAUAACAAAUACUGCUUAUGUAAAGACAGAGUGGACAGCAUCAGGGUAAACAUAAGAUUCCCCUUUAAACUGGUGGGAAUUAGGACCCUGCAAAGACUGAGCUCUAGAUGUGGGACAGUAGAGUGUGUGUCUAUUUGAAAGCGAGAACAAAAAAACACAAUCACACACAAUACAAUGUGUGACUGUCACUACCAUACACAGCGCAGGACAGGAAUGAGAGUGUUGCUGGAGGAGGGAUGAGGAAAGAGAGAAAACAGCACAUCUAAAACCAUCAUGGAAUCAUUGAUCAGCUCGUCUUUGAUUGGAGGUUUACAUCUGUGACAUGUCUGGACCUCCUCUCUGCAGAAGAACCAAAUCUCAGACAUUGGAGUUAACCAGACUUGAUAACAUAUAUUUCACUUUUAGGAGGACCGGUUGAAAGUUGGAUUCCUUUAGUAAAACACCAGGUUUACCUGUCUGCUGUACUGCACAACACAAACAGAGUGGAUCAUGGGGCAUCCACAUCAGAAAACAUCUGAGACACAAAUAUGGGGCAUUUUGAAUUAAUAAUGGCCGACAAGCCUGGUCCCAUGAUAGCCUCUGUGCCAAACCACUCAUUGACAAAUCACACCACCACCCCAUGGGAGCUCAAUCCAACAGUUCCUGCCAAUGUGGGCAUUGUCACCAGCUCCCAGUCCCAGAUCAAAGACCUGUUUGGGUUGUUCUGCAUGGUGACCCUUAACCUCAUUGCUCUGCUGGCCAACACCGGUGUGAUGGUGGCGAUUGCUCGAGCUCCUCACCUGAAGAGGUUUGCCUUUGUGUGCCACCUUUGUGCUGUGGACCUGCUAUGUGCAAUCCUCCUCAUGCCUUUGGGGAUCAUAUCCAGCUCGCCAUUCUUUGGCACUGUGGUUUUUACUGUCCUUGAGUGUCAGGUUUACAUAUUCCUUAAUGUUUUCCUCAUCUGUCUGUCCAUACUCACCAUUGCAGCCAUCAGUGUGGAGCGUUACUUCUACAUCGUACACCCCAUGCGCUAUGAGGUCAAGAUGACCAUCAACCUUGCCAUUGGUGUGAUGCUCCUAAUCUGGGUUAAAUCCCUCAUCCUUGCUUUGGUCACAUUGUUUGGAUGGCCAUCUUAUGGACCUCAGAGCUCUAUAGCUGCAGCUCAUUGCUCUCUUCAUGCAAGUCACAGUCGUCUAAGAAAUGUGUUUGCUGUGCUCUUCAGUGUGAUCUGCUUCCUGGUUCCUGCUGUGGUUAUCUUCACCGUUUACUGUGCCGUGUACAAAGUAGCUCGUUCUGCUGCCCAGCAGCAAGUCCCUGCUGUCCCAACGUGGGCAAAUGCCAGUCCUGAAAAGAAUCGCUCGGAUUCAAUCCACAGCCAGACCACCAUGAUUACCACCACUCGCACUCUCCCCCAAAGACUAUCUCCAGAGAGGGCCUUCAGCGGAGGAAAGGCAGCUCUCACUUUAGUGUUCAUCGUGGGACAGUUCAUGGUUUGUUGGCUGCCCUACUUCACCUUCCACCUGCAGAUGUCCCUGAGUGGCUCCAUGCACAGUCCCGGGGACUUAGAGGAGGCAGUCACCUGGCUGGCGUACUCUUCCUUCGCGGUAAACCCGUUCUUCUACGGCCUGCUGAACAGGCAGAUCAGGGAAGAACUUGUGAAGUUCAGACGCUGCUGCUUGACCCAGCCGUCAGAGUUUGGGGCCUCCAGCCAUGAGGGUUCCCUACAGGAGAACUUCCUCCAAUUCAUACAGAGAACCAGCAGCACAGCUGAAACCACAUCAAACUCUGUCAAUUCCCUUCCCAGAAACACUUCAGACCAGGGGGUGAAGAUCCCUGGACAAAUACCUGAAGACCAUGCAUAGACAUUGACCACCAUAAGCUAUAGACAGUGCUAACAUAAAGUCUUCAGGGUAUUUCAUUUCUGUUGGAUAGGUAAAGUCUUUUUUAAAACAACAUUUCUACAGAAAUACUGUCUAAUUCCUGAAAUGAUUAUGGUGUAACGUACAUGUAACUAAGUGAAAGUAGUGUUAACUUACAGUUUUGGUACCAUUAAUCAUCUCUCCAGUCCACUCUGGCCACAAUCCCCUUUCUUAAGGAAUAUCGAAGUAUGUAAUGGGGGAGCAAACUCAAAAUAAAAAGCAUUUAUUAAUUCACAAACAUUUUGAGUUUAAUCCUAAAGUAUUUUCAAUUGUUUGGACUUUCUUGAGCUCGUGGAAUUAGCUUAUAAGUAAGCCAUCUUGCAUGGUUGUCAUUUAAACUGAGAAUUACGACAGCUUAGGGCCAAUUAUGUACAGGCAUGAAUGAGACCAUAAACUAAAGGUUAACCUAAAAAAUGUGAAUCUGUCCUAAAAAUACAGGCUUACAAGCCAAGUGCCUUUUUUUACUUUUACAGGUAGGCUUACUGAUUUAAGGUCAAAGUGCUGUGUACUGUACUCUAACAGGGAAAUGUUGAAGUAGCUGUACUUUAAAUGUCCCCCUGUGCAAAUUUUAUAUUCAUAUUAAAACUGACCAGAUUUUAAUGAUGUUUAUGAUUUGUUUUUGUGUGAAAACUGGACUCUAAUUGUACAAUACUAAGGUCAUGAGCAGAUGGAUAUUUCAAUGUUUAAUUGUUUUUAAGAAUAAACUAUUAAUUUGUAUGAUAUGAACAUUAGGGAUCAUUGUAUCAUGUUUAACAUAAAUACAAAAUGGAGUGUUCAAAUGUUAUUUUGGUGAAGUAUUGUCAAGUAUUGAGUAAAUGUUGCAAAGCAGCGGUCAUACGACAUAAGAUGAUAAGCAGCACAUUGUGUGGGUCUUGCAUAUCAUUAAAUGAUCCCUUCAGAGCACUCAUACAGUGGAUGUCUGCAGUGUGAGGUACAAUGCAUGCAGCAGAUAAUGUAAAAGGAUAGAUGGUGAAAGUCAUCUACCCAUGUUGUCAUGGAAAUCAGGUUAGCUGUGACUCACAUAGCAACAGGGACCUUUGAAUUGAAUGUAUGCUUUAGCUUCAGAUCCUAAUUGGAUUUCAAUAACUGUCUCUUGUGCCUGAUUUCCAUGUGGAAACUGAUUACACACAGCCUUUAAGUUCAGUCAGCAGCUCUUUAACAUGUGAAUAGAGGCUGAUUACAAAGUAGUCCCUGCUUAUAUGGAAGGCUGUGAGACAAGGACCCAGUGAGGAUGGGGAGUCUAAAAUGGUAAUCAUUACAGGGCAUUGAUAAUGUUCUGAGAGUGGUUACAAAGUGCUAUUUUAUGGCUUCUGCUGUUUGUAUUAGUCUUUCACAAACAGAGGAAAAUACAAGUAACCAAGAAUAGUGUGGCCAAAGCUAAUAAACACCAUUUUGCUGUCUAGCUGUCAUUAACUAACACUCUUACAUAACCUUGGGUUGUGUGUUUAAUACUGCACAAGCCAAUGUAUAGCCAAUCAUUUUAAGACCAGCAGGGUACAUUUUAAAGUGUUAAAAAUGUGUUUGCAGAGAUUUGAAUUUCAAGAACCAUCGUUUCCAUCCAACGAUAGAGCCAGAACAAAACAUCACCUAUAGCAGCAUUUCUAAAACUAAACAACAACAAAAAUAACCAAUAAGUUCACUGGAUGGCUGUCAUAUGUCCUCUUGUUACAUGUCUAAAAGAUUUUUGCAUCAAUUUUGAUCACAUGACAUUCAGACAAACAUCUAUAAGGUCAACACAAACAAGGGUCUAGAAAGGAGGACACAACGUCAGUAGGUGUAAACGAACAGCUUUAAGUCUGAUCGCACACAGGUGCUGACAGGCAGUGCAGAGGCAGACCACUUUUUAUUUCUAAGUAAUUAAAUUAAGAUAUCGUGAUCAACAACAACAACAUCGACAGCUGUUCUAAUCAGCAGGAGCAGCAAUCUGAGCCAGAUACUUCCAACAGAUCACUGUAGUGUAUAUAAGUAUUUAUAUCUGUUCAGGCUGAAUAGCUGAGCUCCCACUCCAAAAUCCAAACCAACAUUUCAAUGACCAAACAAACACACACAUAACACUCCAACAUGUCAGCAUGCACACUUUGAGGUCUCCUGCAGUUUGUAAGAAAAUAAAAAGUCUUACAGUCAUGGGUUGUAUUGAGACGGAUGAUAUGUGUUAAAUUUGUAGAAAGCCAGCGUUUCCCAAACAAUUUCCUUUGGGCCCCCACCUACUUGUUUGAGGACCCACAUAAAAGAAGUGAUACAUGUCUUUCAAAAAUGUACAUAAAUUAUGACGUACCCAGACAAUUAUG
Labrus mixtus (cuckoo wrasse) is the source of this 4280-nucleotide messenger RNA. RefSeq names its product G protein-coupled receptor 61-like (gene gpr61l). Lineage: Eukaryota; Metazoa; Chordata; Actinopteri; Labriformes; Labridae. The transcript is spliced from 3 exons. Gene Ontology annotation, cellular component: endosome; signaling receptor complex; plasma membrane. The record is from RefSeq and is a predicted model, not a curated record. The coding region runs from base 622 to 1935 and encodes 437 amino acids. Gene Ontology annotation, molecular function: G protein-coupled receptor activity. Gene Ontology annotation, biological process: G protein-coupled receptor signaling pathway.